Messenger RNA from Topomyia yanbarensis, 9038 nucleotides. RefSeq names its product LIM domain kinase 1 (gene LIMK1). The coding region runs from base 115 to 4320 and encodes 1401 amino acids. Gene Ontology annotation, cellular component: cytoplasm; nucleus. The record is from RefSeq and is a predicted model, not a curated record. The transcript is spliced from 9 exons. Gene Ontology annotation, molecular function: ATP binding; protein binding; protein serine/threonine kinase activity. Gene Ontology annotation, biological process: protein phosphorylation; actin cytoskeleton organization. NCBI's taxonomy places the organism in Eukaryota, Metazoa, Arthropoda, Insecta, Diptera, Culicidae.
CGAUCUUAUGGGUUGCUUGUUGACGGAUUGGUUCAUUGAAGAGGACAGACAAGGAGUGGAUUACCGAAUCGAAAUUUUUUAUUAGCGUCGCAGUGCCAGAGAAAAGAUGCAACCAUGGAUAAAAAUGGACAGGAAGGAAAAAGUGACUUAUCAUGUGCUAGCUGUUAUAACUCAAUAGCAAAAAACGAUUAUGUUUCGGCCCUUGGCCAGGAAUGGCACAACGAUUGUUUCAGGUGCUCGGUGUGUGACAUCCACCUUUCGAACUGGUACUUCGAAAAGGAAGGUCUUCUGUUCUGCAAAGAUGAUUAUUGGGCUAAAUAUGGUGAAUGUUGCCAGCAGUGUGCUCAGGUAAUUUCCGGACCGGUUAUGGUGGCUGGAGAUCACAAAUUUCAUCCCGAAUGUUUUUGUUGUGAGUCGUGCAAAAUUUACAUUGGUGAUGGCGAAGCCUAUGCGCUGGUGGAACGAUCAAAGUUGUUUUGUGGACAAUGUUACAAACGACAAAUGCAGGAUUCCGCGAAGGUUGUACAUGAAUGCACUGACAGCAGCGUGAGCCAUGCUGCCGAAAGCACUCAGAAAAAGAUACCCCACUCUAUUCGUCUGGUGGAAAUUCCUUGGGCAAACACUAAAAAGGAUGGGAUUCGACUGUCAGUAGACGAAAAUCUGUACAGUGUUCCUGCCUACUCCAACACUGGAUGUAAGGGAGUUCGAAUAUCAGAGGUAUUUUGCACCUUCUAUGGGCAGAUAGGAAAAUACAUUUUCUCAUGUGUAUCUUCUGUACUAGACGCUUGUUGUGGGGUGCUUCAUUGUAGAAUUGAUCUAACGUCUGAUUUGAUGUCCCUUCACAUUGGUGAUAAGAUUCUGGAAGUCAAUGGAACACCGGUACGAGAUACACCGUUGGAAAAUGUAGAGAAGUUGAUUCAAAAUUCGGGAAAAGUGCUCCAACUUACGAUCGAACACGACCCAGAAGCCAUAGGUCGUUGUCGGUUGAACAGAAAAAAUAUUGCGGAAGAAGAUAGGCACUGUCAAGAGACGGAUAACAAUUAUAACAGUGCUAGUAGCGGUGUGCUAAAGGAACGAUCUCCUUCGCCGAAUAAGUUUGACAAAGAACGUGUUUUCAAAAAAAAGGAUGAAGGUUACAUUAGCGGAACGUCACGGAAACUGCAUAAACGACUGAAGGAUGUCAAUUGUAAUAAUGCAUCCAAUAAUCUAAAGGAGAAAGAACGAAGCUCCAGUAUGUCCAAACUUUUGGAUGAGCAUCACCCACACCACAGCGGAGAUUUCUAUGAUCUAUCACGUACGAAGUCUUUUAGAGUUGAGCAGAAGGCAGCACGUAUUUUCCGUGCUUCGGAUCUUGUUCAGGGAGAACUACUUGGAAAAGGGUUCUUUGGCCAAGUAUUCAAGGUGACUCAUCGCGUGACUCAGGAAGUGAUGGUUCUCAAAGAACUCUAUCGUGUCGAUGAAGAAGCCCAGAAAAAUUUCCUUAAAGAAGUCGCCGUGUUGCGGUCGCUCUCACAUCAUAAUGUACUAAGAUUCAUCGGAGUUCUCUAUAAAGACAAAAAAUUACACUUGGUAACGGAGUAUAUUCCUGGUGGAUCACUGAAAGAAUUGAUCCACGACUCCGGGCUGCCAUUACCGUGGGAACAAAGAAUAUGUUUCGCACGGGACAUUUCCUGCGGUAUGAGUUACCUACAUUCCAUGAAUAUAAUACACCGAGACCUGAAUUCGCUCAACUGCCUAGUGCGUGAGGAUAAGACAGUGAUUGUAGCGGACUUCGGAUUGGCACGGAUUCUCAAACAACCCAUUAGCACUGCUUUCGAAAAGUGUUCUCAACCAAAUGGUACAAUUGGAAGACGUGGAAGGCCACGGCGACAACGGUAUACCGUUGUGGGUAAUCCGUACUGGAUGGCACCGGAAAUGAUGCGUGGCAACAAAUACGACGAAAAGGUGGAUAUAUUCUCUUUUGGCAUCAUGCUAUGUGAGAUCAUCGGAAGAGUUCAAGCAGAUCCCGAUUAUCUGCCGAGAACUUCCGACUUUGGAUUGAACCAGACGGUGUUUAAAGAGAAGUUUUGUGGUCAAUGUCCGGAGUCGUUUUAUAAGAUUGCGUUCUUAUGUUGCGAUCUGAAUCCUGAUAAACGGCCUCCUUUUGAUUUGUUGGUAGUCUGGUUUGAGUGUAUGGCACAGCAUGCUGCCGUUGGGAAACCUCUUCCAUCGAUUAUUGUACACGAAAUAGAACAUUUUAAGGGCCAGAAAAGCAAUGACUCGAGCAAGUGUACGACACCGGAUGGCCAUGCCACUCCUCCCCCGUCGGGGGUUAAACAGUCGCUGAGCCGCAAGCGUAUAAGCGAGGAAAACGUACAAGAAAGUGUGAAUAGUGAAAAGACAGUGAAACCGGCCCAGGGGAUUGAUGUGGUGGAUUGUCCGAGAGGCACGGUUGUUUCGGCAGCGAAAGACAAACUGGAAAGUAAUAACAUUACCAAUAGCAGUAGUAACAGCAAUAGCGUUAAUGUAAGUGGUUUCAUAAUUGGAGGGACUGAAAUACCCAAAUCACCCCAUCUGGGUAAGGAUUUUUCGCCAAACGGCGAUCGUAUUAGGGAUAGUAUAAGGGCAAAACGCCGACAGCGGAUGAUACUUAGCAGAGAAAAUCAGCGCAAGUCGUUGGAUUCUAGCAGUUUGGGGCUAAAAUUUAGCAGCCUUGAUGUGGUGGUCAAUGCUGAUAGCAGUAUUUCAGAGCCUACUAGUUUGAUACUGGUCGAUACGAAUUCGUCCAAACACCCUCCAUCAACGGAAGAUGUAUUGAACUCUGUCCGCGAUACACUGGAGAAGAAUCCUACCUUAGCGAGACGAAGAGAAGGCUCUCCGAAAGCGAAGCGUUACGGUGAAAAAGGGUUUAUCAUCCAUUUGAACAAUGGUAGUCUUACGUUAAAUAAUGUGAAAGAUUUGGAAGGUUGCUCAGAUUUUGAUUCGAGUUGUGACACGAGUUUAAAUUAUAUUGAUUUGAAUGGUAGUGGCCUAAAUAGUAGUUUGGGACAAAAUUUGGAAGAUGAAAGCUGCUUCAGGGCAAACGAUAUUAGGGAUAUUUGGUCGGUUCCUGUAUUAGGAGAAGGUAAAGAUAAAGCGGAAGGCCUAACACAGUCUACCAGAACAUCACAAACAACGACCAAAAGUGCGCUUGAUGAUCUUAGAAUUCAAUUGAGCUUGUGCCGUAAAAAUGAGGCGAAACAGCAAUCGGAAAAGGAAAAUGUUAAAACAGAAGUUCAAAGUAACAAUAAAGAACCUAAAGGGAGUCGAGUUUUCAACAAAAUUAACCCAUUAGCUACCAUUUUGGGAGGAAAGAACAGUUCGCCGGAGAAGGAGCGUCCCAAGAGCCCAAUUAAAACUAACAGAUACACAUCGAAGUUAUUUCGUGUCAGUGACACCCCAAUCUUCGAACGUCGAAAUGUUAGUUCUCCGAUUCCUUCUCCACUAAAGCGGAGUGAUUCAGGCGAUCAGAUUAAACCACCAAAAUCUUUAAAUUCGGAGAAAUCAAUGUUUGCAUCGAAGCAGAAGGUUUCACCCACCUCUGAGUUAAAAGCUCAGUCAAGUUUUGGUGAAACUCGUAAUCGCUCUUCUACGAGCAACAGCUAUGCCAUAAGUAAGCUCAAAGCAUCCAAGAAUAUAUUCUCGGAUAAAAAUCUUCCUCAAGUGUUUGUUUAUAAAACCAAAAAGACACCAAGCACUGCAACAGAAGUUGUUGCACCGGAUGCCAUAUGUACAAGUAGUUCUAGUAUUUCUAGUAGUAAGACAAAGUCGUUAGCAUUAGUCGAAAGCCCGCCCACAAGUAGAAAGCCGCCGAUCAGCGGUGGUGUAGCUAGCACUAAUAGUUGUAGUAUACUUAGUCUAAGUAAGCGCCGUACUUUCAAACCGGCGGAAAAUACGUCCAGAUAUUCCAGACCCCAGCAAUCCAUACAGCAAGCGGGAUGUCUGGAAAAGUCGGUUGAAAAAUAUGUUGCAUUACCGUCUUCUCUCAGCGGUAGUGCUAGUAAUUCUCGAACGGAAUCUCCUUCACCAACUAGCGGGUCGAAUGAUUCUAGCAGCCGACCACGAUCUGCUAAUCGGGCAGCUGUACUUUCGCCCGAAAGUGUUCGCAGAUUGAAUGCUAGGCUAUUGGAAUCCCGCAAACCUUUAAGUAAUGGGACUGUAGCUGGCCAUUCUUCAACGAAGGGUGGUGGAACAUCGACAGGAAAAUUAGGUCAUUCAUCAAAAUCAGUUGGCCAACAAGAGAAAAGUAGUCGCCCGGGGGUGAAGAAUAAACGGGGAGAUGUAAAAACGGUGGCUAUUUAAGAAUUUGUGCAAUUAUGUCACAGCACCUUGCGGUUGUAGUAAUGGUCGUGGUAACUUAUUGAUAAUUACCAUCAAUUAUUUCGUUAGUUUAAUACGGCAUUUGUACAAAACGAAGUGGGAUAAUACUAGACAUGGAAUUUCUUCGUGUUGGACGGUACUUUAACAUAGUAUUCUCUUUUAUCAUGUAUUUUGAGUGUCUAGUUGUUCGCUCGUAUGCAAUGAACUCAAUGGAACACUUAACAAGGAAACCAGGUAGAGAUUUACGGAAUAGUACUAUCAAAUUUAAGAUCUACAACUCAUCCUAAGUAUCUAAGGUUUCCUAAGUGUUCAAUACCCCAAUUUCUUCCAAAAUUUAACAAUACAUCUCUGCAAAAGACUUGCUCAAGAAUGUUUCUGACCGAUCCCGCUUUGUAGGGUACAAUAAAUAUACUUUUGGCAAGUGUUGCCAACGACUAGUGCACGAGACAUGCGUUUACGCUUACCCUGUAUUCUCUUUUUGGGAUGAAAGGGGCUUAGAUUUGAGCUUUGGAAAAGGCCCAUGUAGCUAAAACUCAACGUUACGAAUUGCCAUAUGAGACGUACAUUGCUUUUCACACAACAAAUUGAAUCACUGUUGACAGUAACGCAAAAUAAUCAUUCAUCCCUAUGCCUUUGCGUAGCUAUCUGACAGAGGGUAUCCACUCCAGAGGGUAGCCAUUCAUCUCAACCCAAUUUUUGGGGCGGAACAGGAUUAUUUUCUCGAACAUCUUACGGAUACAGGACAGCAUGCGAGCGAUAUGUGUUGUGAUCGGAGGCCGAUUUUCCUGGUUUUUAUAUGACGAUGACACUCAUUUGUUUCCAAUCGUGUGGGACAAUCAUAACCUCAAGAAACUAUUUAAAUGUAUUCCACAUGCGUCUUUUGGCUUUCUGGCAGAAGGAUUCGAAAAUGAUUCUACCCAGCAUCGGAGUUUUAUUGCUACAUUAAAAGAGAACUGGCGGGAAGUCCACCAUCGAAAACGAUGUUUCGUUCGCGGUAUUAGCGCCAGUUUCAUGGCUUCCAUCAAACACUUCGUUUUCAUCCCUAACGUCGCUUACUGUAGUUAAAAAUGAUUUCGUGACGACCUGACAUCAUUCUCGAAAUGGAACAAUUGAAUUCUACGAGAACGGGUUAUACUUGCGAUUACUACUAAAUGCUUACAAUCCAGUAUUUUCACCGUCUGAUGUAAGUAUUCUUUAAACCAUCGAAUCUCAUAUUCCAGUAGAUAGGCGCACAUUAAACUCUUGGUGCUGAUUACGCCUUCAAUGUCAUCUUUUCAAGCGGGUAUGUAGAUAAAAUCCAGCAUUAAGCGCCCGCGACCCACAUUUGUUCGAAUAGACCUUCGCUAUUUCGGUCACAACCAAGAAGCAGCUCUUUGAAACCCCUAAUACUUUUAAAGAGACCGGUCGCACGUUCUGGAUAUCGUUUGCCAACGAUGCACCGAUCAAGCCUAUAUUACUGUCUGUAAUUUAUAUCUGUGCAAUGAGGAAAAUAGAGCACAGCGCGAGAUCGAAGUAGUGUCUGUUAUCAUGUACCGCGCAAAAAGAAAAAAAACGCCCGGGCGUUCUGAGAGUACGGGAACGAAUGAUUCUGUACUUCUAUCACAGACUAACAGACAUACCACUAUGAAGAAAUUCCUUCGAAAAAUAUCGAUCCGCCAAUUUCACUAAAACACUAGCUCCACCUUUCAUACACGGUCUCAACCACUCAUUUGCAAAAGGGUUAUCCCUCAGUCUCGGGAACAAUUUUUCACUAACUUCACCCAACUAAAAAUAUAUUUAAAAUGACCGUUAAAGCGGGCGAAGAAUUGUUUUCGAGUGUUAUGUCUGUUAAUCUGUGCUUCUAUCUCUCGUUUCGAAGUGUGAUAUUUUGAGGAUUGGCACUAGUAGCAUAUCGGUUGAAACCAUGUCUGAUCAUCGGAGAUUGGAAAUGCUACUUCUUGGCUCUUAAUUUUUAUAUUAACGAUCAGUCCUGCAUCACCACAAUCGACAUUCUCGGUCUGAUAAAAGAAAGAUUCAAUAUUGAGAACUUGUUAGGUGGUUCUUGUGCUUAUGCACUUGAAGUUUGUAUCUGAUUUUUUCAUUCUAGUAUAAUUAAAGCGUGUUACACGAAGCGUGUUCUACCCUUGUGACAUUUAUUUUUGGUCGCACAUUUGUUUCUGGUUUGGGUUCUUUUCUAUUUGGCCUGCAUUUUCAUCUGACUUUUUUCUGUUCUAAUUCCCAACUACUGUCUAAAUUAAUGAACUGAAAGCGGUUGGGCAUGGGCCUUAUUCAGUUUAAGGAUUAAGCAAAAAUGGCGUAGUCAAUAGUUCAGGUACACUUCGAAAAAGCUAUAUCCCAAAGUAAUCGGUAAUCGCUAGACUUACAAGAACACCUCAAUAUUUUCAUUCUCUCUAUGGGUUGCACUUGAGUGGUGUUUUAUGAUGAUCUUAAUCUCUGGUAUGUGCAUAAGAAAACUGCAAAUAUUGUAAGGUGCUGUGACUUAAACAAAAUUUACGUCUGAUCGUUAUUUAGUAAUGAACGCAUUGGUCGUAACGUUCAGUACACAAACAAUAACAGAAUUGUUAACCGUGAAAAUGACAGCCUCCAAUUGCAAAUUGACAACAGCUUGCUCAUAAUAGGUAGCUAACAAACUACAAUUAUUCCUUAAAAGCCAGCGGAAUCCAAAAAAGAUAUAGGUAGUAACCAUAAUGCCGAAUAUCUGAAUGUUAAAAUAUGGAUUUUCCGAUUUUCUUUAACCGAAUCAAAGUAAGUCGAGAUGUUUUCCUGCAGAACAUGGCCAGAAAUUUUUAAUCUGGAUAACAUUUUCAAUAGGACGUAGAUACUAUAGGGAGUUUAUGGGUCUUCUUUCUCUUUCGAUUAUCAGGGCGCUAAUAUAGUUUUACCCCAUUUGCAGUACAAAUCGAAAGACGACUAUUUUGACUAGCGUAUUAUGAGUUCUGGGGUACACGUUAAGUGACCUAAUUGUUAACGGAACAGAAAGUAUGCUAAUCACUUCCUACUGAAAAUUUUGUCCAGAAAUAUAAGGACUUCAAUACUUUGUUUUCAUAUUAUGCUUUGGGUCAUCAAAUUUAUAAGUUGAUGUUUGUUAAUCGUAUGGAGGUAGCAAAACAGAUAAUGCUUUCAGAAUUUCUAUUUUUAUCUUUGAAGAUUGACCUUGCGAUUUAUACGAAAUUCAUGAAUCCUUUCAUUUCAUUCAGUAUAUUGAUUAUACUACAAAGCACACGACAUAUACGUGUUUCAUGAAUUGUAAGAUUUUCCAGUGUACGUAUUUGAACUCUACCAACGCCAUGUUAUCGGAUUCCUUGUUCGCUAAAUCGCUCAGUGAAACCAAGUAGUGGAAUUGUAAUCUUCCAUAAUUAGAAACCUAUAUUUUUGUGACGUAAAUCUAAUGGGAUUACUUAAAGUAAUUUACGCCAAACCUAGAGAUUUCAUCCCAGAGGUGCUGAAGUUUGGCAUUUUUUUUAUCAAAGCUCAAUUGUUAUCGUCGGUUUGAUGUCUGUUGCCAUAUACGUAAUUCAACAAACUCUAGCAAAUUUGAUCUGGAAAUUGAAGAAGGUCGGUAAAAUACGAACAGAAAAAAAUGUUAACUCACCAUGUUACUCUCGCAAACUUGAAUCUCUAAGCGUUAUUUAUAAGCACCGAAUUAAGAUUUGUAAAUGGCACGUAUAGCUCUAACUGCACGUUUCUUUAUACCUUUGUCUCUUUCCCUUACUGCAUACAAGUGAAAUUACGUGGAACAACCACUUUUAAAUAAAAUCUUUUCAAAACACUAUUUACCUAUGUUCAAGAGACCUUUUAACGUAAAGACUCGAUUCCAAAUUUUGAUUGUACUAAUUAUAUUUUACAUAUAAAUUUAUUUGUCAAUUUACUGAUGUAGACAAGUUACUAACCAGACUGUGAUAUCAUACAGAAGUGUAAUGUUUCGAAACAACAUAAUAAUAAUUGCUGUAGCGAGUGGGUAAGUGAUUUAACCGAAACAUAAAGACACAAACAGUGAGCGAUUUUUGCUAUUCGUUAUCCUGGGCACGAGUGGCAACGUCGGGGGGCUUGGAAAACACGGUUGUGAUACUGUUUUUUUCUUCCAACUGCAUCCGCUUUAUCAUGCAAGCAAAUGUAUCGUAUUGGAACGGAUGACGGAAGGGAAAAGUCGCGCAUUCGAAUGAAUUAUAUUACAACAAUCAACUGUAUGUAAUUGUAAUUAAUUUUGUAGAUAGGAAAACUCGUAUUGUGUAAAUUGAAUUAAAACGUGACUGUGUAAUUUGAAGGACAGAAAAAAAUGUACUGGAAAGCCAUAAAACAUGUAUUUGCAAAACAAAUGCUGAAAUUGGAGCAAGCGGAUGUAUACAAAUUUUUAAAUCGUAAAUUGUACUCAAAGAGGAACCGGAUGGAAAGAGAUUGUAUUUUUUUUUAUUUUUAUUUAGCCAUGGUUAUUCGGUUACGAUGUGAUUGUCGCUUUGUUUUUUACCGCUCAAUAAAUUAUGGAUGUAAAAAUUUAACAGGAAGAUGCAUGUUUUGUACGGCGAAUAUUACAUUCCGCAACAGAAGCAAACUGAAACAUGAAAUGUGUAAAGCAAUAAUAAUUAUUUACACAACUUUAAAUAACGUAGACCUUUAAGUUUCAAUGUAUAAUUUAUUACUACUGUUUCAGAUUCCAUGGAUGUUUAUUUGAUAUAUUUUGUACUGCAAGCCACACAUUGAAA